AUGGCCUCUGGCUCAGCCAGCAGCCCCCGCCCAGCCCCUGAUGAGAACGAGUUUCCCUUUGGGUGGCCCCCCACCGCCUGCCCGGACCCACCAGAGCCCAGGGCCCUCUGCUGUGCUGCCUGUCUCUCUGAGAACGUGAGGAAUGGUGAGGACCGGAUGUGUCCAAAAUGCAGAGGGGACGACCCCCAGUCUGUAAGCCCAGGAAGCCUUCUGUCUCAGGAGAAGGAUCGCCCCGAGGUGGCUGAGGCUGAAGUUGGGUGCCCCUUUGCUGGUGUUGGCUGCUCCUACAAGGGGAGCCCAAAGCUCAUGCAGGAGCAUGAGGUCACCUCCCAGACCACCCACCUAAACCUGCUGUUGGCGUUUGUGAAACAGUGGAAGGCCCAGCUGGGCUCUGGCCUGGGCUCUGGGCCCCUGGCCCUGGAGCAGAAUCUGUCAGACCUGCAGCUACAGGCGGCCGUGGAGGUGGCUGGGGACCUGGAAGUUGACUGCUACCGGGCACCCUGCUCUGAGAGCCAGAAUGAGCUGGCCCUGCAGCACUUAAUGAAAGAGAAGCUCCUGGCUGAGCUAGAGGAGAAGCUGCGUGUGUUUGAGAACAUCGUCGCUGUCCUCAACAAGGAGGUGGAGGCUUCCCACCUGGCUUUAGCAGCCUCCAUCCACCAGAGCCAGCUCGACCGUGAGCACAUCCUGAGCUUGGAGCAAAGGGUGGUGGAGUUGCAGCAGACCCUGGCCCAGAAAGACCAGGCCCUGGGCAAGCUGGAGCAGAGCCUCCGCCUCAUGGAGGAGGCCUCCUUCGAUGGCACCUUCCUGUGGAAGAUCACCAAUGUCACCAGGCGCUGCCACGAGUCGGCCUGUGGCCGGACCGUCAGCCUCUUCUCUCCAGCUUUCUACACUGCCAAGUACGGCUACAAGCUGUGUCUGCGACUCUACCUGAACGGGGACGGGACGGGGAAGAGGACCCACCUGUCUCUCUUCAUUGUGGUCAUGAGAGGGGAGUAUGAUGCUCUGUUGCCCUGGCCUUUUCGGAACAAGGUCACCUUCAUGCUUCUCGACCAGAACAACCGCGAGCACGCCAUCGACGCCUUCCGGCCCGACCUGAGCUCAGCAUCCUUCCAGCGGCCGCAGAGUGAGACCAACGUGGCCAGUGGCUGCCCUCUCUUCUUCCCCCUCAACAGGCUGCAGUCACCCAGGCAUGCCUACGUGAAGGAUGACACCAUGUUCCUCAAGUGCAUCGUGGAGACAAGCGCUUAG
This is a messenger RNA of Puma concolor (puma), 1248 nucleotides long. The record is from RefSeq and is a predicted model, not a curated record. NCBI's taxonomy places the organism in Eukaryota, Metazoa, Chordata, Mammalia, Carnivora, Felidae.